Messenger RNA from Limulus polyphemus (Atlantic horseshoe crab), 2565 nucleotides. Its product is annotated as cubilin-like. The transcript has 3 exons. Gene Ontology annotation, molecular function: serine-type endopeptidase activity. The record is from RefSeq and is a predicted model, not a curated record. Lineage: Eukaryota; Metazoa; Arthropoda; Merostomata; Xiphosura; Limulidae. Bases 201 to 1385 code for a protein of 394 amino acids.
UGUAGUCGGCUUGGCUUGCACUUCCUUGAGCCAAGUUCGUCAAUCGAUAACUGCUGACGGCAUUUGCUACAUCAGAACACGCGCGGGAUGAGCAUCGUGUCAGAUAGCUCGUGCAGCUGGUUAGAGAAGCCGAUCGUCCAGCGCAACGACCGUUUAAUAAUACGAAACAGUUCUUCCUGAUAUUGUAACCAUCAGCAACUAUGUUUAGACACGUUUUGUGGCUUGCGUUUCUUUCCUUAACCUGGUCCGAAGGAUAUCCCUACGUUAUAAACGCCACUGAUGGACCUACUACGGACAUUGACAGAAGUAACGGCUCUAACGUGGUACUCAUGCCGCUUCUCGGAGGGACCGAUCCCGCUGUAAAUAGUACCCUUCCUUUCGAAGGGAUGACGGACAACGCAACAACAAUGCCAACUUUAGAGAGCCAACUUGCUAACAAACUGACCACUUCUUUAUACCAGGACGACACUUUGAUAUCUGCCUGCCAACUGACCACACACAGUCAACUCACUGUCAUUAAGAGUAGUUCAUUUCCAAACAAUUACGGUCCCAACCUAGACUGUCAGUACACUGUCCGCCGGAACUCCUCCGCGUGGUGCUCCGUAACGUUCCUCUUUAACGUACUGGACCUGGAAGAGAGUGAAGAGUGUAGCAAGGACUACAUUGACCUGGCUGGAGAAAGGCUAUGCGGAUACAACCCUUCAGGAGUCACACGUAUUGUCCACUUUAAAGGUUCGGAAGUGACCAUGAAGUUUCACUCCGAUGAAGAUGUUUUCGGCUUGGGUUUCCUUCUCACUGCUGUCCAGCAAGAGUGCCCGCCUCCUAGCUGCGAUGACAGAUUCACCCAUUCCCAGUUCGAGCUCUCUAGCCCCAACUUUCCGUCGACCUAUGAAAAUCGCCGAAUCUGUGAUUACGUCAUCGUAAAAAGCUCAAGAUUCGUUUGUAAGUUACGCAUCCAGGUGGAGUUGUUUGAUGUUGAAUACGACGACAAAUGCGAAGCCGACUUUUUCGAGCUGAACGGCGAAAAGUUUUGUGGGGUCAUGUCGGAAGGUCAAAUUGUUGAGAUGGAUUUCCCGAACACCGAGAUGUUGGGUCGGUUCAGAAGUGACUACGCCACCACUCGGUCAGGUUUUCUUUUUGAAGUAACACAAAUAGAAUGCCCGUCAGAAAUGCUAUCCACCAACCAAUCGGAAGUGGAAAAUAUACCAGAAGCUUUAUCCACCAACCAAUCAGACGCGGAGAAUAUAUCAGAAGCGUUAUCCACCAACCAAUCGGAUGGAAAGAUUGCACCCAAUGUAACUGAAUCAAGUCAAAUGACUCUAGGAAUUAAGUCAACACAACAAAAUUUUGAGGAUGAGACAAAGCCUUCGGGUUACAAACACUAGAUAGUGUGUUUAAAGUUAUUUGUUAUUAUUUGUGUUUAAAGUUAAGGAAUAAUAAUAAUAAUAAUUAUAUCAUUUAUUAAGUUUUUGCUUCACACUAUUUUGCAGUAGAAGCAGAAAUUGUACGAAAAUUAAAUGAGCACCAAAAUUAACAAUAUCACAUUUAGGCCUUUGUGCCCAUUUUUAAACAUUAGCACAUUAUUAGUUUGAUAUACCACUACGCAUGUCUGUUGAGCGCUAUUACGUCACGCCAACUUCAUAAAAUGUAGAGGGAGUAAAACUUCGUCAUUGUACAUGAAAGUUCUAAUGGUGAAACACGUAACAAUCUCUUGAAAGCUUCAGAUUUACCCCCACCUUUUCUAACCUCAUGUUUACAAACAUUAGGUAAUUCUUAAUAUCCUGUUUGGAAUUCGCUUUUACGUCGUUUUUAUCUUUUUACUUCUCUCUUUCUGUAAUAAGCAAGCUCCAAACAAAAACAAAUUGAAACAUCUUGCUGUUACUCCAUUUCAUUCCGAAACUGUCAAGAAAAUAUCACCUCCUAUUUUUCUUCUUCACUAUUAGUAAAUGGACGAUCUUUUGUGAUCAAGCUAUUAAGAUGUUAAGAUUUCGAAUAGAAAAUUGCCUCAUAUAUUCUUUUCCCGCGUUGUCGAAAAGAAUUGAUUCUAGAAUAAAGAUGAAGCUCGUCGGGCGGAGCUUCAGUACUGUUCACAAUAGCUCUAUAACUGGGUGUUCACAAAAAUUAGAUUUGAUAGGAAAAAAAAUCUUUCCUGGGCCAGUCUGCUCCGAUUAAAUAAAAACGAAUGGAGGUGGAUGUACUGUUAAAUCUGACGAAGUAAAGAGAAAUUUCUAGAAUAGAAAGCUCAAGAAAAUAACAAGUUUUCUGUCGUGUUCACCACCACCCCCAGUCCCUCUGAUAUAUAUAUAUAGUUCAAAAGUAAAUUCUUUAGGUGGCUGCGCACAAACUAUUUAUAAAAUCUUUAAAGAUGUUAAAUUAAUAAACGUCUAACGCUUAUUUGUUUUUACUCAAAACUGCCAAGGUUUUCUGCGCUUUUUCUACCACAGGGAAUCGAACUCGGAUUUUAUCGUGGAAAUUUACUGCUCACCCCUGGGGGGACAACUUCUUUCGUAGAAGGUCAAAGUUUGUUUUUUUUUUUGUUUGUUUUUAAUUAUGCACAAAGCUACA